This is a messenger RNA of Malaclemys terrapin pileata, 1896 nucleotides long. RefSeq names its product transmembrane and coiled-coil domains 6 (gene TMCO6). The coding region runs from base 197 to 1789 and encodes 530 amino acids. Gene Ontology annotation, molecular function: protein binding. The record is from RefSeq and is a predicted model, not a curated record. Lineage: Eukaryota; Metazoa; Chordata; Testudines; Emydidae. The transcript is spliced from 12 exons.
CCCGAGACCCUAGGCCUGCUGCGGACGCUCAGACCGGGGCCUCCCGUAGACGCAGCGCCGUGGCGGCUCGGGCCCGGCUCCCGGAAGUGCGCGGUUCCCUGCCGCCAUCUUCCCCGCUGGAGCCGGCGGCGGCUCCUACCCGCCGCCUCGGCCGCGAUCGGGAUGUGGAGCCGGAGGAGCUGCCGGUACCGGCCCGAUGCCAGCGGCCUGGAGGAGCUGCGGGCCCGCCGGCGGGAGCAGGAGUCAGGUCCGGGCCCGACAGAGCCGCCGGGCCGAGGCCUUGGGAACCGGGCUGGGCCCUGCAGGAGCCAGUCUUGGGGGGAGCGGUUCUGGAGCUCUGAGGAAGGCCCGGAGGCAGCAGCAGUUGGUCAGUAAGAGACUUCUGCGGGAAGACAGCCUGGUGAAUGGAGAUGGGCAGGCUGGAGUGGAGAUAGCAGUAGAACCUCUGUCUGAGCAGGAGAUUUUGCAGCUGCUGAGGGAUGUCCAGAGGGGAACAGAGGAGAGGAAGAAAUUGUUGAGUCGCCUUCGACAGGGACUGCAGCACAAAGAGACGCAGCAGAAAUUUGUCAGGUUGGAGGGCAGCAUGCGGGUCCUAAUCGGGCUCUUCACCAGCAGCUUGGCCAACGUACAGAUGGAGGCAGCUCGCUGUCUGCACGAACUCUCACACUCCUGUGACCCUGCUGUGGCUGAGGCGUGUUUGCCAGCAACCUCCUAUCUCCUGACCUAUCUCUCAGGACACAGUGUAGAAUUCACAGAGCUGUGUUUGUACACGCUGGGGAACUUGGCAGUGGAGAGUGACGCAGUGAGGAAGCAGCUUUUACCUCAAGGCAUUAUUCCAGCCCUAGCAUCCUGUAUCCAGUCCCCUCAUGUGGCAGUGCUGGAAGGCCUGGGCUACGUCCUGUCGCAGCUCCUGCAGGCCAGGGAAGCUCCCACCAAGAUCAUACCCUUGGUUCUGGACUCGGUUCUCCCCCAGCACAUGCUUCAAUUGGUUAGCUCCAACCUGGAGCUGGGAAUGGGAGUCGCCGUGGAGUUUGCUUGGUGUCUUCAUUACAUUGUGUGUAGCCAUGUGAACAACACGCUGUUAAUCUCCCAGGGGAUCGUGUCAACCCUGGUGCUGCUCUUGCUAGAACUGGCUUCCGUGAGGUCAAAAGCAGCUACUGAGGGCCUGGAGUUGCUUAUCUGUCCCGUGCUGCGGUGUCUCAGCAACCUGCUUGCGGAGGAUGAGACAGAGGGCUGCAAAGUGCAGAUCCAGGAUGAGCGCCUCUUGGUGGCUUUGUUUCUCUUCAUGCAGUACUUCCUCCAGCAGCACCCGUUCCUAGUGCAGGAGUGUCUCUGGCUUCUCAACAACCUCACAGCUGAUGAGCCCAUCUUCUGCUCUGCUGUGCUCACGAUGGACCUGCUCCCAGCCCUCCUGCAGCUCUUGUCCUGUUCCCGGAUGGUGACCCUGCUGGCUCUGACUGUGCUGUGUAACAUUGCCGAGAAAGGCCCUGCCUACUGCUACCAGCUGCACCAGAAGGCUGUGCUGCCCUCGCUGCUCAGCACCCUUGCUCUUUCCGAUGCCCAGGUGGUGGGCCAGAGUCUAGAGCUGCUACAUCUCCUCUUCCUGCACCUGCCAGAGGCUGCUGACGACUUUCUCAGCCAAGCAGGACUGCAGGCCCUAGAACAGCACCAGGACAACCCCCAACUCCAGGAGCGAGUGAGGGCACUCAGUGAGACAUACCUCCAGCCAGCUGCAGUCUCUCUGAUCUCCUGUGCCAGUGCCUCAGCUGCUGUACUGCCCUCCUCCUAGACCACACUGCAUCCACUCCUGCUUCCCUUCCCAUUUGCACUAAUUCUAUCCCAUGGACUUUGUACAUUGAGAAGUUAUUUUGGAAUUUAAUAAACUUUUACAUUGUG